Molecule: messenger RNA, 1615 nt
Organism: Sardina pilchardus (European sardine)
Lineage: Eukaryota; Metazoa; Chordata; Actinopteri; Clupeiformes; Clupeidae
Product: complement C1q tumor necrosis factor-related protein 1-like
Exons: 5
Coding region: 132-914 (260 amino acids)
Molecular function (GO): protein binding
Source: RefSeq, a predicted model, not a curated record
GUGUGCUGCAGCUGGUUGUUCUCGAACUCGCUCUCUUCUUCAGGACUUUACCGGAGUGCAGCAGGGCUCACACAGCAGAGGUAGGCACCUUCCUCUUCCUCCUCCUGUGCUGCAGGGCUCACACAGCAGAGAUGCCUGGUGUGUGUGUAGUGUGUGUGUGCCAUGUAGGAGUUCUGCUUCUGUUCUGGGCGAGCCGGGCAGAUCUCUACCGGACCCAGUACCCAGAAGACCACUCAGAGGACUACAGACCCAGAACCUUCCGGGACAGCAGGGGAAUGGAAUGCGAUCGUUGCUGUGAGCCUGGAGAGGAACCCCCCCAAAACCUGAGAGUGGUUCCCCAUAUCAACAUCACCAUCCUUAAAGGGGAGAAGGGGGAGAGUGGAGCGCGGGGUGCCUAUGGGAGGUCUGGUAAAGCGGGGCAUGUCGGCCCCUCGGGCCCCCACGGGGUGAAGGGUGUGAAGGGAAGCAUGGGGGCCCCUGGGGAGCCCUGCAAGGCCCACUACGCCGCCUUCUCUGUGGGCCGCAAGAAGGCCCUGCACAGCAGCGACUACUACCAGACGCUGGUCUUUGACACGGAGCUCGUCAACCUCUACAAGCACUUCAACAUGUUCACCGGGAAGUUCUUCUGCUACGUGCCCGGAGUCUACUUCUUCAGCCUCAACGUGCACACCUGGAACCAGAAGGAGACGUAUCUGCACCUGAUGAAGAAUGAGCAGGAGGCGGCCAUCUUGUACGCCCAGCCGAGCGACCGGUCCAUCAUGCAGAGCCAGAGCCUGCUGCUGCAGCUGGCGCGCGAUGACCAGGUGUGGGUGCGCCUCUACAAGGGCGAGCGCGAGAACGCCGUCUUCAGCGAUGACUUCGACACCUACAUCAACUUCAGCGGACACCUCAUCAAGGCACAGAGUGAAGGAUAGGACUCGCCCGUCGCCAUGGACACGGCCAAUGGGCUGCCUUAGCCCACUGUGAUGUCAGCUGCCAUUCACACUGUGUAUCAUACGCAUCACUGCCUUACGGUUCAAUGACGUGUUUGAGUUUUUCCAAAUCAUAACUUUAUUUCUCUUUAUUCUAGAUUGUUUAUUUAAAAGAGAGUGAUAUUCGUCUUUGGGACAGGCAUGUUAGAGUAGCCGAAUCAUGAGUGUUGAACAGCAGACGUACCAAUGCCUGAUGCAGGGUUCCCGCGGGGUCCUAAAAAUUCUUAAGAAGUCUAAAAUGGUGACCUUUAAAUUUAAGGCCUACGUCUAAAAAAACGGGCCAGAUUUUCAUACAAGGUCUUAAAUUGGCGCUGGAGUUACACGCGAGAACAGAGAAACAAGCUAGCCGCAAAAUGCGAUUUCUCAGCACCUACUAUCCGCUAAUAGCCGCUAAUACUAUCGCUCGGAAUCUCCAGUUCCGUUCUUUCAUGUGACAUCUGUGUGAUUUGUGUGAGAAAUACUCCAUAAGCAAUUCAACAGAGGGUAAUGAUCAUUAGGGCCCAAGCACCGAGGUGCGGCCGCUGUAGCAGCAGAGGGUAAUGAUCAUUACAAUAUAUUUUUUAGGAGGCCUCAUCUUCGAGUAGCUUCAGCCCCUCCAAAGAAUAUUGUAUGCGUCCCUGACAACGCUCGUACACAUACUCACA